Molecule: messenger RNA, 1881 nt
Organism: Vigna umbellata (rice bean)
Lineage: Eukaryota; Viridiplantae; Streptophyta; Magnoliopsida; Fabales; Fabaceae
Product: putative polyamine oxidase 4
Biological process (GO): polyamine catabolic process
Cellular component (GO): peroxisome
Molecular function (GO): polyamine oxidase activity
Source: RefSeq, a predicted model, not a curated record
UCUGAUUGUGGGAGAGAGGAUCAUUGCCAAUUGUCCCUUCAUCGUGAAACUCAUGGCAUGAAAGAGAUCGUUUCGUUUUCAUAACAAAUAAAAUGAAUGAACAUUUCAGCUCUAAUUUUGAAUAAUUUUGAUGAACUGAGUUUCUCUUCCAAUCUAUUCUCCUUUAUUCAAAUCCUUUGAUUCCAUUGCUUCAUUUCAACACACCCUUUUGAUUGCCUACCCUUCUGUUGCAACUCUUGUGAUCUCUUUUAUUUUCUAUGGACCCAAAAGAAUUAUGCUCCACAGAUUUAAUUGAUGGUACUGUUGGUGCACACAUCAAGAGGCCAUGCAAUUCUCUUCCAACAGUUAUUGUCAUUGGUGCUGGAAUAUCAGGAAUUGCUGCUGCACGAAGUCUCUAUGAUGCAUCUUUUAAGGUAAUUGUUCUGGAGUCAAGGGAUAGGGUAGGUGGCAGGAUAUAUACUGAUUACUCAUUUGGCUGUCCUGUAGAUAUGGGAGCCUCAUGGCUACAUGGUGUUUGCAAUGAGAAUCCCUUGGCACCAAUGAUACGUGGUUUAGGGCUAACAUUAUACCGUACCAGUAGUGAUAACUCUGUCUUAUAUGAUCAUGACUUGGAAAGCUGUAUGCUAUUUAACAUGGAUGGUCAUCAAGUCUCUCAACAAAUGGUAAUGGAAGUUGGAGACACUUUCAAGAGAAUUCUAGCAGAGACAGUGAAAGUGAGGGAAGAGCAUCCUGAUGACAUGUCUAUUCUCCAAGCAAUUUCAAUUGUGUUAAAUAGACAUCCGGAACUAAGGCAACAAGGGCUAGCUCAUGAAGUGCUGCAAUGGUAUAUAUGCAGAAUGGAAGCUUGGUUUGCUACUGAUGCAGAUAUGAUAUCACUGAAAACCUGGGAUCAGGAGCAUGUCCUCACUGGUGGCCAUGGACUCGUGGUGCAAGGAUAUGAUCCUGUUGUAAAAGCUCUUGCAACUGAUCUCGAUAUACGCUUAAACCACAGGGUGACCAAAAUAUCCAAUGGUUACAACAUGGUGAUGGUCACAGUUGAGGGUGGCAGAAACUUUGUUGCUGAUGCUGUUAUUCUAACUGUUCCUAUUGGAAUCCUUAAGGCCAAUUCAAUUGAAUUUACACCAAAAUUGCCUGAAUGGAAGGCUGCAGCAAUUAAAGAUAUUGGUGUGGGAAAUGAAAACAAAAUUGCCUUGAGAUUUGAUAGAGUAUUUUGGCCUAAUGUAGAAGUUCUGGGCAUGGUGUCACCCACCUCGUAUGCCUGUGGUUAUUUUCUCAAUCUCCACAAAGCAACAGGUCAUCCAAUUCUUGUGUAUAUGGCUGCUGGAAGGUUUGCUCAUGACCUUGAAAAGCUAUCUGAUGAAUCAGCUGCAGAUUUUGUAAUGCAAAAGCUCAAGAACAUGUUUCCUCAUGCAUCUAAGCCUGUUCAAUAUCUUGUGUCACAUUGGGGAAGAGAUCCAAACUCUCUUGGCUGUUAUGCAUGUGAUUUAGUAGGGAAGCCAGACGAUGUGUAUGAGAGGCUUCGUGCACCAUUGGGUAAUCUAUUCUUUGGUGGAGAAGCUGUGAGCAUGGAUGACCACCAGGGAUCUGUGCAUGGAGCUUACUCUGCUGGGGUCAUGGCUGCUGAAAAUUGUCAGAGACAUCUUCUGCAGAAACAAGGCCACAGAGAAAAUCUCCCUCUGGUUUCUUCUGUUAGGCAUGAAAUGUUUGAAACUACUAUACCUCUUCAAAUCUCUAGAAUGUGAUUUGUGUACCUUCCUGUUCUUGAAAAUAAGAACAAUGUUCAGCAGAAUGAAUUGCUGAUUAGAGUAAUUGCACAUUGUAGUUCAACUUAAACAAUGGCAAAAUAUUAUCAAAGCUAACUUUUAUUCAUAGAGAAAUUCA